AUGCCGACUGCCUGGCUUCCAGUCCCCGAGGUGUGUUUUGAUUGUGGUGCCAAAAAUCCCAGCUGGGCAAGCAUAACCUAUGGGGUGUUUCUUUGCAUCGACUGCUCAGGGACACACCGGUCACUUGGUGUUCACUUGAGUUUCAUUCGAUCUACAGAGUUGGAUUCUAACUGGUCUUGGUUCCAGCUGCGAUGCAUGCAAGUUGGAGGAAAUGCUAACGCAUCGUCCUUCUUCCACCAGCACGGCUGCGCCACCAGCGACGCCAACGCCAAGUACAACAGCCGCGCGGCCCAGCUCUACCGGGACCGGGUCAAGUCCCUGGCCGCCCAGGCCACGCGGAAGCACGGCACUGACCUGUGGCUGGAUAGUUGUGUGACUCCACCUUUGUCCCCUACGCAAAAGGAGGAGGACUUCUUUGCCUCUCAUGCUUCUCCCGAGGUGAGUGGCACAGGAUGGACCUCAGCACACCUAGAACCAUCUUCUUUAACACCAAGGAACGUGGAAGCCACCCCAGCAAAUAAUGAAGGUGGACCAGAGCAAGGACCAAGUGUGGAAGGUCUUAAUGUUCCAACCAAGGCUCCCGUAGAGGUGUCCUCUAUCAUAAAAAAGAAACCAAAUCAAGCUAAAAGAGGACUUGGGGCCAAAAAAGGAAGUUUGGGAGCCCAGAAACUGACUAAUACGUCCUUUAAUGAAAUUGAAAAACAAGCCCAAGCUGUGGAUAAAAUGAAGGAGCAGGAAGACUCAACCAGGACGGCACCUAAAGAAGAAUCAAUUGUUUCGUCCUUGCGGUUGGCCUAUGAGGAUCUUGAAAUUCAAAUGAAGAGAGAUGAAAAGAUGAACAUGCCCCGAAGGCAAAAGGCGGAGUCGGAGAGGCUGGGCAUGGGGUUUGGGACCUGCAGAAGUGGUAUUUCACAUUCAGCCACUUCAGAUAUGCAGACCAUUGAACAAGAAACACCAAUCUCAGGAAAACCAAGGAAAAAGUACAGCGAUGACGAUGAUUCAUAUUUUACUUCCAGCUCAAGGUACUUUGAUGAGCCGAUGGAGUUCAGGAGCAGCUCUUUUUCUAGUUGGGAUGACAGUUCAGAUUUCUACUGGAAAAAGAAGUGCGUCAAAGAGACUGACACAGUUCUGAAAACCACAGGUGAUUCAGGCAGACCUGCUACGCGCCGCAAGCCGGACUAUGAGCCAGUUGAAAAUACAGAUGAGGCCCAGAAGAAGUUUGGCAAUGUCAAAGCCAUUUCAUCCGAUAUGUACUUUGGAAGACAAGCCCACGCUGAUUAUGAAACCCGGGCCCGGCUGGAGAGGUUUUCGGGAAGUUCCUCCAUAAGUUCGGCCGAUCUGUUUGAGGAGCAGAGGACGCAGGCGGCAGGAAACUACAACCUCUCGAGCGUGCUGCCCACCGCCCCCGACAUGGCCCAGCUGAAGCAGGGGGUGAGGUCCGUGGCGGGGAAGCUCUCUGUCUUUGCUAACGGCGUCAUGACUUCGAUUCAGGAUCGCUAUGGCGCUUGACACUGAUGUCAUGUGCUUCCUGGAGAAAUUCCUCUUUACUGAACCGGUGGCCACACGACAGGCUGCAGCAGAGACUGGCCAGUCUGCAGAUUGUUUUGCCAGCUUUUCACGUGGCCUAGAUACAUUACUUUCAGCUUUUCUUUUGAUAUAGUAGAAGCCUUAUGUCAUUUCUGUUUGUGCGUCUUCCUGCACACCCUCCUUUUGGCAUGUCCAUCAUAUCCUUGCUUUGUUUUCUUGGAAUUUCCAACCGCUGGGGCCUGGACACACAGGCCCCUCCCACCUCGUCCAGGAUGGAGAGCCUUUGUCUCAGCGCCUACGACCCAUGGGCUGGGGGCUACCAGAACCAGAUGAUGCCAACUGGGCCUGGAAAUGGAAAAUUCACAGCACACGUUUCAUUAAAAAUAGAGCAAAUAAUAAAAGCAAAAGACCAAAAAUGAGUGGUGUCUGAUCUGACAGAUUGCUUCAUUUCUACAUACUAAGGCAAUUUCAAAAUAAUGUUUAAAGUCACCUGUCCCCUUGUAAAUUGUUUAUUUUGUAUCAUCUGUAAAUUCAAAACUAAUUUUCCGUGAGCGCUUUUACCAAACCUAAGCCUCUGUUGCCAAGGGAACGGAUCUUUGACAAGGUGUGGCUGUUUGAAUUUAUGAGAAACAUGAGGACUCCCUAAGUGCAUUUACAGACUGAUCCAGUGUCCAGAAUUAAAAAUGACUAAGGCAAGAAGAUACACUAAUGAUAAAGAGCUCAGUACAUGGGAAAGUACUAGUUGUAAUUGGGGACUUUUGUUAAUAUUUUUAAUCCUAAUCUUUGUUUUCAAGCAAUUUCAGAAUAUGUAUAAAUAAAGAAAAAUAAUUUGGCUGUGUUUUAGACAGCACUGGAAUAUAUUGUUCAGAACAGUAAAAUAUAUUUCAAUCUGAUGAACCCGAAAUGUGGUUUCAGCUGAAUAUUUUGUGACUCUUUCUUACAAGCUCCAGUUAUUCGACUUCUAAAUAAACAGUUGCAGCAGA
This is a messenger RNA of Miniopterus natalensis, 2510 nucleotides long. The record is from RefSeq and is a predicted model, not a curated record. NCBI's taxonomy places the organism in Eukaryota, Metazoa, Chordata, Mammalia, Chiroptera, Miniopteridae.